Tilletiopsis washingtonensis is the source of this 3370-nucleotide messenger RNA. RefSeq lists its product as hypothetical. The transcript has 3 exons. The record is from RefSeq and is a predicted model, not a curated record. The coding region runs from base 141 to 3278 and encodes 1045 amino acids. Lineage: Eukaryota; Fungi; Basidiomycota; Exobasidiomycetes; Entylomatales.
CCCCGCUCGCUGGCCCCGCACGCACCCGCGCCGCUCGCUGGCCCCGCACGCACCCGCGCCGCUCGCUGGCGCCACACGGCUGCCGCUGCUGCGGUAUCUCUCACACUCCUCCGCGCUCGCCCUGCACCGCACUUGCCACCAUGCCGUCGGCCACGCCGCGCAGCACGACGCUCACGCGCCCCGACGGCCUGCCGCUGGCCAUCCACGUGCCGACGCAGUGCGCCGCCGCGCAGCGCGCCCGCUGGCUCUCGCUCAUCCGCCGCAACGGCGGCUCCGAGGCGCACCGCAUCGGCAAGGCCGACCUGCUGCUCUUCGACCUCGACACGCCGGCGCAGAGCAAGCAGAUGAUGCGCUCCACCGCCGGCUUCCAGCCGCCCAUCCCGGCCGUGACGGCGCAGUGGCUCGAGGACUCGGUGCAGGCGGGCGCGCUGCAGGACAUCGGCAGCAGCGCAUACAACCCUGCCGUGCAGCUCAAGCUGCUCGAGGCGCGCCAGGCGCACGAGGCCAGCGAGGCGCACGCCGCAGCGCGCCAGGAGGCGCUGCAGGACCAGCCGCAGGAGCAGGAGGAGGAGCAAGAGGAGGCAGAGCAGCCAGCGCCGCCGCCGGUGCAGAGGCCGGCGCCGGUCGCUGCGGCGAGGCAUGUGCCCAGCAAGUCGCGCGUGCCCUACGACAGCGUGGACCGCGAGCAGAUCGUCGAGUAUCUGGCCGCCCGCGAGGAGCCGUGGAGCGUGCUGCAGGUCUCCAAAGAUCUGGCGGCGCAGACGCAGCGUCACACGGCCGCGUCGUACCAGACGCAUCUGGCGAACAACAUGCGCGACGGCCAGCAGUACGCCAACCGCGCACGGCAGCGCAAGGCCGAGGCCGCGGCCGCGCUGCAAGACGCAGUCGCGGCCAGCGCUGGUGCGUCGCGCGUGCCCGGCCUCGCGGCCGCCGAGGUGGCGGCAGCUGCGAUGCAGGCCCAGAAGAAGAAGAAGGCUCCGGCUCGCGCGAGCGCAGGUGGCAGCGCGCAGGUGGAGGAGCGGCGGGCGGGUCCUUCGGCGCGUCCAGCGAGCAACGCCGAUGCGCAGCAGCAGUCCAUCGAGGUCGCCGCUGGCGUCCCUCAUCAGGACGGCUCGGAAGCGCCGGCAGUCGCGGCCGCCUCCAAAGGCACCGCGCCUCGCGUCUCGUUCCGCGCUCCGGCGAGCGCCGAAGACGACGAGGAGUUCGAGCCGCUCAGCGAGGCGGAGGAGAAUGCGGAGAGCGCAGACGCGCCCGCGCCGCCGGCUGUCGCUGCUGCUGCGCCCGUCAGCAGCCAUGGCAAGAGUGCUGCGCCUGCCGAGGCUGUGCCUGCCGAGGCUGCGCCGCUCCGCAGCGAAGACGGCGCCGCGCCACCUCCGGCUGCACCAGCCGCCGCUGCGCCCGCCGAAGCCGUCGCUAGGCCUGCUGCGACCUUCACCGUGCCUGAGCGGCAGCUGCUCGCGACCAUGCUGGCGGACAUCCUCUCCGACGCGCAGGCCGCAGCGAACAAUGCAGAGUCUGCAGACCAGGAGCUGGCGCUCGAUCCACCCGACGCGCUCUGGCACGACCUCACCGACACGUAUCCGCACCACACGGCCGAGGAGUGGCGCACUCACUACCUGAAGAACGAGGCGCGCUACCUCGCCCUGGCCCGCGACGUUCUGGACAUGCAGGGCGAGACGCAGACGCAGCAGCAGACGCAAGGCGCCUCGCAGGACUCGUCGCAGGGCCAGUCUGAGCGCGACGAGCUCGCCACGCCGGUGCCCGGCUCGAUCAACGAGAUCAAUGUCAAGGCCGAGGCGCUGCAGAGCUCGCCGACUCGGCCAGACGUGGUGGCUGCGCCGCAGCCAGAGAGCCGAGCGAGCACCGAGGCAGCUCAGAGUGCCUCAGACGAGCAGCGUGACGCCGAGCAGGACGAGCAGCUCGAGAAGGGCGCGCAAGAGGACGAUGCUCAAGACGCGCAAGGCGAGCAAGACCAGCAGGUGGAGCAGGGCCCGCAGGAUGAGCAGAAUGAGCAGGGCGAGCAAGAUGAGCAGCUGGACGAGCAGGGCGAGGAUGACGAGGAGGACGAGGAGUCCGCAUCGGAGGCGGCCGCUGAUGAGGAAAUGGCCGUCGAGGCAUCAAGUCCCUUGCGUGCCGUCGAAGAUGAGUCUCCGGCCGACGACAGAGACAUGUCGCCUGCCUUCCAUGCCGACGUCUCGCAGCGCUCGCUGCACCACGAUGCGAAACGCAGAAGCCUCACGGCGGCCCUGCAGUCCGACAGACAGGAGGCUGCCUCGCAGACGACUUCGCCGACUCCUGCCGCGGUGCCUCGCUUCGACGGCGCGCCGGAUGCCGAAGUUGUCCAGCCGCCGGAGCAGCCAGUGCGGGCGCUGCCGCUGCCAAUCGUCAAGCCGGUGCCGUCGCCCGUCGCGCAGCCGCUGCCGCCGCCGGUUGCAGCUGCUGCACCGCGCCUGCCGCCCCAGCCGGCUGCGAAGAAGUACGUCUCCGUCGCAGUCGGCUCGAGCCAGGUGGUGCCGCUUGAGGCCGUUUCGCCGCAGCUCAAGCGGCGGCGCUCCGACGAGGCCGCGCCGGCCGCUCCUGCGCAGCGCCUGGAGAAGCGCCCGCGCCACACAAUCGCAGACGCCCGCCCAGCGCCGCAGGCUGGCAAGCCGCUGGUGCCGCGCCACAGCAGCGCCCGCUACCACGACUUCUCGCGCGACGACGAGGAAGGCGAGCCGGCGGCAGAGGCUGCUGCCACGACGGCCCGUGUUACGCACAAGCCAGCGCGCGAGGCGCAACAGGCCUCAGAGGCGGGACCCUCGCGUCACGCCGAGGCAGAACGGCGCAAGAUGCGCGACGUCAAGCAGUGGCGAGACCGCUCGUCGGCAGAGCUGGGCGUCGUCGACAACGCACCGGCUUCGCCGCGUCGGCGUGCUGCACCGGCCGCUGCUCCGCCUCAGCAAGCUGCUCCGGCCCUUGCGCCGCCUCAAGCACGCGAGCGCGAGCGCUCCAACGCCUCUACGACGGCGCACACCAGCACGCACGAGGAGCGCCUCGCGCGCGCCAAGGCCAAGUUCACGCGCGACGUGUGCGCCUUCCGCGACGAGUACGGCUUCAGCAUCGUGGCGCAGGCGCUGCCGUACCUGCGCAGCGGCGACGUGGCGCGCGGCCGCGAGCGCAUCGAGGCGGACAUUGCGCACUGGGGCAGCAAGUACGGCCUCAGCCGCGGCGACGUCAUCAGCAGCAUCCGCGAGGCGCAGGGCGACGUGACCGAGGCGAAGCGUCUCAUGCAGCUCUAGGGACAGCGAGGGGCGCCGCGGGGAAAGAGAGAACGCGUCACGAAUUAUUGUACACUAGCCUCCUCACUGCUUCUGAAGGUACUUGACUGCCC